AACGGCGAAGCGUCUGGGAUUUUCGGCGUGUGUGGUUUUGGUAACUGAAGAAAAAAAAAAGUGUGUGAAGCAGAAGAAGAAGAAGGAAUCGGUGGUGUUAAACUCACGAUCGCACCUCAAACUUUGGUUCCGAUCUUGUUCGACAUUUUUCUCCUUGCGGUUUUUCAGAGGCAUAUUUUUAGUUAUAUGCUCGUGUUUAUUGUUUUCUCACUGCUGAAAUUAUAUAUGGGCUGAGGUGCACUUUUCAUGGGAGGUGUGGAGGAUGAAGAACCAGCCUUGAAACGCAUGAAAUUAUCCUCUAAAGGAUUAGUUGGCUUGUCUAACGGUUCUUCUUCUAUAGAGCCUGUUGGAGGCUUGUCUCGUGAUUUCAUGGCUCGGCCCCUAUCGUCCCCUUCGGACGAACAAGUUGUUGGUUCCAAAGGGGUUAUAAAGAGAGAGGAAUUUGUCAGGAUAAUUGCAAAGGCAUUAUAUUCUCUUGGUUACAGAAAGAGUGGAGCGCAUCUAGAGGAGGAGUCCGGAAUUCCUUUACACUCAUCUGGGGUGAAUCUGUUUAUGCAGCAAAUACUUGAUGGAAAUUGGGAUGACAGCGUAGCCACAUUGCAUAAAAUAGGUCUGAUAGAUGAAAGCAUUGUAAAGUCAGCCUCAUUUUUAAUAUUGGAGCAGAAAUUUUUUGAACUUCUAAAUGGGGAGAAGGUCAUGGAAGCAUUGAAGACCUUGAGGAUAGAGGUUGCUCCACUUUGCAAUAAUAGUAGUAGAAUUCGUGAACUUUCUUCUUGCGUAGUGUCUCCAUCUCCGAGGCAAGAUAUUUUAAGGGUGAGGUCUCGGUCAAAGCUUCUGGAGGAAUUACAGAAACUGCUUCCCUCAACAGUAAUGAUACCUGAAAAUAGGUUGGAACAUCUAGUUGAACAAGCCCUUAUCUUACAACGAGAGGCUUGCCCAUUCCACAACUCAUUGGACAGGGAAAUGUCAUUAUAUUCAGAUCAUCAUUGUGGAAAAGAUCAGAUACCUUCGAGAACAUUACAGAUAUUAGAAGCACAUGAUGAUGAUGUCUGGUUUGUACAAUUUUCACAUAAUGGGAAAUAUUUAGCUUCAGCAUCAAAUGAUCGAACUGCAAUUAUCUGGGAGGUUGGCAUAAAUGGUGGACUGUCUGUGAAGCAUAGAUUAUCUGGUCACCAGAAGCCUGUUUCUUCUGUUUCAUGGAGUUCUAAUGACCAAGAGCUCCUCACUUGUGGAGUGGAGGAGGUUAUUAGGCGGUGGGAUGUCUCUACUGGUCAGUGCCUCAAUAUCUAUGAAAAAGCUGGUGCUGGCCUAGUCUCUUGUACAUGGUUUCCAAGUGGGAAAUAUAUACUGUCUGGCUUAAGUGACAAGAGCAUUUGCAUGUGGGAAUUAGAUGGGAAAGAAGUGGAGUCUUGGAAAGGACAAAAAACCCUUAAGAUUUCUGAUUUAGAAAUAACGGGUGAUGGGAAAGAGAUUCUAAGUAUUUGUAAAACCAAUGCGAUACUAUUGUUCAAUCGAGAAACAAAGGGUGAGAGAUUUAUUGAAGAGUAUCAGACAAUAACCUCUUUUUCUUUAUCAAAGGAUAACAAAUUCUUGUUGGUUAACCUUUUGAACCAAGAAAUACAUCUAUGGAACAUUGAAGGUAAUCCUAAGCUGGUUGGCAAGUACAAAAGUCAUAGACGCGCCCGGUUUAUUAUCAGGUCUUGCUUUGGCGGACUUAAGCAAGCUUUUAUUGCUAGUGGAAGUGAGGAUUCACAGGUUUACAUAUGGCACAGAAGCUCAGGAGAGCUAAUAGAGGCAUUGCCUGGUCAUUCAGGAGCUGUUAAUUGUGUGAGCUGGAAUCCAGCGAACCCCCACAUGUUAGCCUCGGCCAGUGAUGACCGGACAAUUCGGAUAUGGGGUGUAAAUUGUCUGAAUAAGAAGUACCAAAAUGUUCACAGCAAUGGCAUCCAUUAUUGCAACGGGGGAACUUAGAUGACAAACUCAUUUUCAUUUUAUUUCUCUUUUUGUUAUCAUUGCAAUUGUGUAAAUACCAUUACUAUCACCACAAGUAGACAUUCAUAUCAAACAUGCAUGUGACUUUUCUCAAAUCCUAUAAUAAAUUCAUGUUCCAUUUA
Messenger RNA from Gastrolobium bilobum, 2114 nucleotides. Its product is annotated as WD repeat-containing protein 26 homolog. Gene Ontology annotation, molecular function: protein binding. The transcript has 5 exons. The record is from RefSeq and is a predicted model, not a curated record. Bases 247 to 1971 code for a protein of 574 amino acids. NCBI's taxonomy places the organism in Eukaryota, Viridiplantae, Streptophyta, Magnoliopsida, Fabales, Fabaceae.